Paramuricea clavata is the source of this 333-nucleotide messenger RNA. NCBI's taxonomy places the organism in Eukaryota, Metazoa, Cnidaria, Anthozoa, Malacalcyonacea, Plexauridae. The record is from the annotation of a GenBank genome assembly.
GUCCUAUUUAACUGGUGUUCAAGUUUUGUUCAAGGCAGACAGCAGCACGUCAAAUUAAAAACUUGUAAGUCUGAGUGGAAAGAAAUAAAAGCUGGAGUUCCGCAAGGUACCAAACUUGGUCCUCCGUUCUUUCUUAUAAUGGUCAAUGAUCUGUCCAGUGAAUUGCCUUUGUACAAGUAUGUUGACGAUUGUGCCAUCUCGGAAGUCGUUAGAGUAUGUGAACCGGAUCUACCAAAAUUACAGCAAGAACUUGACAACGUGACCCAGUGGUCAAGUGCGAACAACAUGAAGUUGAACGUUAAAAAGCUAAAGAUUUCACCCGGUCAUUUUUGA